Molecule: messenger RNA, 2783 nt
Organism: Phalacrocorax carbo (great cormorant)
Lineage: Eukaryota; Metazoa; Chordata; Aves; Suliformes; Phalacrocoracidae
Source: RefSeq, a predicted model, not a curated record
AUUCCCGGUUUUCGGUGACACUCACGUUGUUGAAACGGGUUUAAAGCCAGGGGAAAACCGGUCGGGAUUAAACAGUAAUUACGGGGGAUGAGAGGCGUUUGUGCGUCGGACGGCUUGCCCACGGCUGCGAACAGCGCCCUUCCGCGCCGCUACCCCGCCCCCGCCCCGGCCGGCGCCGCGCACUGCGGACGCUGCGCCGAAGGGCGGGCGCUGGCGCCCGGCGGGCGGCCUAUCAGGGCUCUGCCGGAAGCACGCGGGGCCCUGGGCGCGGGCCGGGCCGCGCGCGGAUGUGAGGGCGGCGGGGAGCGGCGAGCGGGCCCCGGCGGGGCCAUGCCGGGCCGAAGGUCCUCGAAGGAGAAGAAGCGGCGCCGCUCGCGAUCGUGCUGCCCGGAGGGAGCCUCGGGGCCGGCCGGCGGCGAGCGGAAGCGGCGGAGCACCGAGUCCAGCCGCGGCGCCCUGGAGGAAGAGAAGUGCAAUGUACCCUCUGGAGAAAAAGUGGAAGAAGCUGAACAACCCAGUGAUAUAGAAGAAGGAGGAUUAGAUCUCAGCGUGUCGCUCAAACCAGUCAGUUUCUACAUCUCAGACAAAAAAGAAAUGCUUCAACAGUGUUUCUGUGUCAUAGGAGAGAAGAAGCUACAAAAGAUGCUGCCUGAUAUUUUAAAGAACUGUUCCAUGGAUGAAAUCAAAAGGCUUUGCUUGGAGCAGUUGGAGCUGUUAUCUGAAAAAAAACUAUUGAAGAUACUUGAAGGCAAGGUUGGAGCUGAUUCUGAUACUGACGAGGAGGCAGAUGGAGGAGACAAGACUGGAGGUGAAUCAGUCAGUCAACAGGACAACAGUAUAGACUCUACUUCUUCUCUGAGAGAAGACAACAAGCUGGAAGGUCAAGAAUCAAAACAAGGCAAGGGAGAAGAUAGCGAUGUCCUCAGCAUAAAUGCAGAUGCAUAUGAUAGUGACAUAGAAGGCCCAUGCAAUGAAGAAGAUGGCCCAGAUGUUCAAGAAAACACUGUCAGAAGUGGAGCCAGUCAGAUAGAUGACCUUCAGAAGGACAUUGAGAAAAGUGUGAAUGAGAUACUGGGAUUGGCAGAGUCCAGCUCAAAGGAGCCCAAAGCAGCAACUUUAGCUGUUCCUCCAUCAGAAGAUGUGCAGCCAUCAGCACAGCAGCUGGAACUUCUGGAGCUCGAGAUGAGGGCCAGAGCUAUUAAAGCUCUGAUGAAAGCUGGUGAUGUAAAAAACCAGCCCUGAGAUUGUUUAGAUGUAAUUUCAGUAUUUUGUUUUGAAGGAUGUGAUGUCUGUUCUGUUCAGUGCUUAAGUAUGUUUGGGUUGGGUAUGAUGUUCCUCAUUCAAACCCUAUUAUUUUGUAUCCUGACCUGUGGCUUAAGCCACUGAUAGUUUCAUUGCCUUUAGUGUGCUGCUUCUGUGACGUGGACAGAGUGGUGUCAUGAGCUACUGUUGGGUUGAACAAUUUGGCAGAGGUUAAACCCCAUUGCUUUCCGACCGACCUCAGGUAACUCUGGGAGGUUGGGGCGGCUGGGCUUAACUUCUGAUAAACUUCAAUGACUUAUCGUGACUAGGUUCCUUUUACAUUCUUGGGAACAGAAUUAAGACUCAAAAUGGAGUCAAAUUCCAAGUCACUUUAUUUGGCCAACAACAAAUACGCAAGAGAAAAGCAGAGAAAGAAAAAAAAAAGUGAGAAAGGGAAAGGGAGAGCGCACAAGAGUAUUGCAAUAGCUGCCACCACGGAUCUGCGGCGGUCUGUGUGGUCAGUUGGUCCGUGCGUCCUUCCGUCUGUGCGGUCCGCCAGUUGGUGUGGUCCAUGCAUCCGAUGUAUCUUCAAAUCCGGUGCUGGGGGAGUGUUCCAGAACACUCCUCGUGGCCUCCUCCGGUGUCCCCUUUUUAUAGCGUUGCUCUCUUGCAUCAUCAAUGACUGUUUUCCACAGCCACGCCUCCCACUUGGCGGUGGGGUGUGUGCCCAGUACUGUCACUAGAGGGUGCUGUAAAGUUCUAGGGUGUCCAAGCCCCUCCCCCCAUCAGUCAGCCCCAGGCCCGGGCGCACGUGCAGAGGGUGUGUACUCCAGCGACAACAGGACACGCACACUCCCGCCGGGCAGGACUGAACAGGCGCCCCGGCGACCAAACUGUCCCGCUCGGGUGCCAUGGUGAUUAAGUUUUGGUAAUGAAACUUGUCCUGCCAACAAUGUUGAGACAAGUUUCUGGUCCCUUACAGUGGUGCGAUGCUUUGCUGAGAUCAGGUCUCUUUGUGCUGCGUUAUCUCCUCAAGGGGUCACACAAUGUAUAGAGCAAUGCCAGGUGCCUUCAAGAAAGGUUAGGAAAACCAAGUUCUUUAUAACCCCCUGGUUAGAAAUUACCAGCUAUUUUAUUUAUUAGCAACUUGUUAAACUACUUAAGAAACUUGAUUUAUAUGUACUUCAUUAAAAAUACCAUUCUGAAGAGGUCUUUUGUUGUGUGACUGCCUUCAGCAUUCUGUGAUGGGAUUUGAGAUUGCUUAUUUCUCCUUGGGGCCUAACUCAUCAUAAUGUAGCUAUUCAAGUUAAAAUGAAUGAUGAUUCACUUAAAAGCAUACUUAAUUUUUAGAAAGUUGGCUUCCUAAAGGGAGGGAUUUUUCCUUUCGAAUGAACAAUUGAACGAUGUUGUUUUCAGAGUUAUGAAAGUGCCUGAAAGUUACAAAUACCAGAGUUUUUAUACUGUUGAUAAUGUGAUUUUAUCACUCUCCUCUGCUUUUAUCUUCUGUGUUGUAAAUGAAAUAAAUAUAACUUUUUCUUGAC